UUUCUAUCCUAUGAAGAAAUGAUGGGAGCACUGCUCACUGCAGCAUCUUUAUGUGGAACAUGCAUGACUGCUAUUGUGGCCUUCAUUUUCUUCACAUACAGGAAAACUCCUAUUGUCAGGGCCAACAACUCUGAGCUGAGCUUCCUGCUGCUCUUCUCCUUGACUCUGUGCUUCCUGUGUUCUCUGACCUUCAUGGGUCGACCCUCUGAGUGGUCCUGCAUGCUGAGACACACAGCAUUCGGCAUCACCUUUGUCCUCUGUAUGUCUUGUGUUCUGGGGAAAACUGUGGUGGUGCUAAUGGCCUUCAGAACUUCACUUCCAGGCAGUAAUGUGAUGAAGUGGUUUGGACCAACACAGCAGAGACUCAGUGUUCUGAUCUUCACUCUCAUACAGGUUGUAAUAUGUGUCCUGUGGUUAAUGACUUCUCCUCCUUUUCCAUUUAAGAACUUGAAGGUAGUCAAAGACAGAAUCAUCUUAGAAUGUGCUCUGGGCUCAGCUGUAGGGUUCUGGGCUGUACUUGGCUACAUAGGUUUUCUGUCUCUCUUCUGUUUUGUUCUUGCUUUUCUGACUCGAAAACUGCCUGAUAACUUUAAUGAGGCCAAGUUCAUCACCUUUAGUAUGUUGAUAUUCUGUGCAGUGUGGCUCACUUUUAUUCCAGCUUAUGUCAGCUCUCCUGGAAAGUUCAGUGUUGCUGUGGAGAUAUUUGCUAUUCUGGCUUCUAGUUAUGGGUUGUUGAUAUGUAUAUUUUUUCCAAAAUGUUACAUUAUCCUACUGAAACCAGAGAAAAACACAAAAAAUAAUGUAAUAGGAAAGGUGGCACCAAUGAGUACCUAAAAGUGUAUAAAUAACGCAUAUACAUAUGCAUAUAUUGAUUAUCAGUGUAGUGUCACUGCAUUCUGUCUUUUGA
Betta splendens (Siamese fighting fish) is the source of this 907-nucleotide messenger RNA. Its product is annotated as extracellular calcium-sensing receptor-like. The record is from RefSeq and is a predicted model, not a curated record. The transcript has a single exon. NCBI's taxonomy places the organism in Eukaryota, Metazoa, Chordata, Actinopteri, Anabantiformes, Osphronemidae. Gene Ontology annotation, biological process: G protein-coupled receptor signaling pathway. The coding region runs from base 19 to 834 and encodes 271 amino acids. Gene Ontology annotation, molecular function: G protein-coupled receptor activity. Gene Ontology annotation, cellular component: membrane.